Messenger RNA from Xyrauchen texanus (razorback sucker), 5641 nucleotides. It is a transcript of the gene abi3bpa, whose product is annotated as target of Nesh-SH3. The transcript has 21 exons. Gene Ontology annotation, biological process: positive regulation of cell-substrate adhesion; extracellular matrix organization. The record is from RefSeq and is a predicted model, not a curated record. Lineage: Eukaryota; Metazoa; Chordata; Actinopteri; Cypriniformes; Catostomidae. Bases 223 to 3525 code for a protein of 1100 amino acids. Gene Ontology annotation, molecular function: protein binding.
CCAUCACAUUACACACAUUCAUUCUAAACACAUAACAUCAUACACACCAACACACUUACUCUCACACACUCUUGCACUGACACUAGCUGAUGUGAGGUCACUGACAAGGACACAGAGAAAACUUAUAAUUUAAGAAAGAAAACUGUCAAAGUUUAGAGAAGAGGUUUGCUUGGACUACUGGAGAUCUGUAUUGUCAAUUUUUUCUCUGAGAAAAACAACAACAUGCGAGCCUUCCUCCUUUUCUUCCUCAGUGAGAUGCUUCUGCUGAGAUUGACUUUAACAACCACACUCAGAGGGCGAAGACAAAACAUGAAAGUGCGUAUCAGUGCUAUUGGAGACACUAUUAUAUUCAAGUUUUUACGGCCUCAUGUUCACAACAGAUUGGAGGGAUACAUACUGGGCUAUGGCAGCAGCAUGUUCUCCAAACAGUUUAUCCAGCUACCCGAGGAUGGACAACCCUAUGAAACAGAGAUAGACGCUGAGCCCAAAUAUCUGCUCGCAUUGCAGUCAGUGAAAGCUGAUGAACCUAAGAAGCAGUGCACAGGCAAAGUGAAUCUAGAGAAACCAUUACACCUUGUGAUUGGCUCAGUAUCACCGUCCUCCGUGCUGCUGUCCUGGGGGACACUACUCACAACCCCCUUCAUGGAUUCUAUUCUGGAUGAUUGUAUUGAUGAGGGUCAGUUCACAGUGCGCUAUAGAGAAAAGGAACCCAGCGAUACCUGGAAUUACCAGACCUGUCCAACAAGCAGCACUGUCAUCGACAAACUCAAACCAGAUGCUCUGUAUGAGUUUGAGGUCAGAGCAGACACCAACACCACUAGUGGAGUCUGGAGCCCACCAGUCAUCCAUAACACAUCUGAUCAAAUCAUUCAUGAGCCAAUCGAGAAACGUAAUCAAACAAAGCCUGAGAAGCCAGUCAGAGCAGGUCAACCAUCAUUCUUGCCCCCAGUGCCAGGAGCAGGGCAUCCCAUGGCAUCUACUAUCUCUCCCGAUGAUCUGACCACCUCUACCCAGACCUUUACUCCCACUUAUACACUUAUCAUCCUGCCCACAACAAAGACCUCAAGCACAGUUGAACAACCCAACAUUCAGCCUAGUACAACCGAACCAGAUCAUCUCACAAAGCAACAGCAUAUUAACCUAAGCCCACAACAACCUACAACAACCCAUCAACCCAGCUCGACCCUUCAACUAACCAACACUUCAGCACAUAGCACAACCCAAACACCAAUUAGUACAACCCAAGUAUGUUCCACCAAAAUACAGAUACCUACCAAAGAACAACCACAUACUACCAAGCAGCAAACGAUCACAUCCCAGCAAAUGUUUAGUGAAACAACAUCAAACCCCACACCAACACAAAAUCCACCUACAAUCAAACCACUUCACCUAAUCCAACCCCAACAACACACCACAAACAAAGUCCUAUCUAGCACUGUCCAGAACAAUCCCAACCCCUCUAAAGACCAAGACACCAUAAGUCAAGACAGUCACCAUACAGGACAAAUCCAGCCCAGCACCCUUCAUUCACAAGGCAUGUCAAAACACCAAAUCAGUGACACUUACUAUUUUCUAAGAACCACCUCUCACUAUCCAUCCACUGCAAUCACACACUUGAAACAACAGACAAACACCAAACCACAAUCAAGAACACAGAUUUAUUUGUACACAAGUAGCCAUUCUCCAACAACUACAUCUUUGACUCCACCCAUUACUUCAGCAAACAGGCAGGAUAGUUUUCUGUCACUACAGAAGACUGAUGUUAGCAAACAACCAAUAUAUACUACAUCAUCAUCCAUCCCUAAAGAAUAUUCUACAAACCAACUUCCUACUUCUGAAGAACCACCUCUUUCUGACAAUGAACAAGAGCUGACUGCACAACCUAUUCAGCUAGUCACCACCUUUCGGUACCAGCGCCAAUCCAGCACCACAACACAGCAUUCCAGCAAGGCUAAACAGCAAGCUCGCACUGCUAAAUAUAAUCCAAAAACUCAACACCAGGUUGCAAAACUACUUCCCAACCCUAAAGAACAGUUGCCAACCCUUAAGCCCCAAAAGUCAAAGCCUUUAAACAAAUAUAAUGCCAUUCAAAACUCCCCUGUGGCAGAGAGGGUAACAGAGAGGAAGAAUCAACCAAGUGGACAAAUGGCAAGUUCCCAGCCAAGGGACCAACAGAUACUGUCACAGCCAGCACUUACAAAUGAGGCGGCCACUAGGAACCAGGGCAGAGGUAUCUUCUGCAACUCUUCUUCUGUUUCCUGCCCCUUGGCAAGCAAUGUAACACUGAGGCCUCAUGCUCGUGUCCCUCCAAAUCUCCCUGCAAAGGCUUUCAAGUCACCACUUGUGUAUCGAAACACCACCCUCAACAGGAAAAGGGUGCCCAGUGGUGAGCAUCGUUUAGGGCUUUUGGGACCCAGAACUCCGAAGGGACCCAGAAAGCAUCUGGUGAAGACAAAGCUGAAUCAGGCCUUAGAGACUAAAGAAAAAGAAAAGGGUAUUGAUCUGAAGCAGGUGGGCCCAGUGCCACUUCUGAAACCUCUAGCUCCUCCCACUACUGAAAAAACAGCCAGUCGAGAGUCUACAACAACAACACCACAAUCUGCUUUUGAUGGGAGUCGUUUUGAGACUGGUGAUAACUCCUCUGUGUUCAGCCAUCAUCCCGCAUCUGAGGUGGAUGCAAUGGGCAAGAAACGUUUCGUAGCACCUCACGUGAUCUAUAAAACUGACAAACGUCCGGAAGAGCCCUGCUCCGUUACUCACUCGCUCAGCUUCUUUCCUGAUGAGGAGAUGGGAUACUUGAAUGUCACUGGCCCACCCAAGACCCCUCCCACUAACCUUACUGUGAUUACAGUGGAGGGAUGUCCCUCUUUCAUCAUCCUUGACUGGGAAAAAUCAGACAACGAGACAACAGAAUAUGAGGUUGUUUCCUCAACCAAGGGUCCUCAUGGAGAGGAGGUGUUCAUCCAGACAACAAAUCAAACACAUACAGCUGUGGAGAACCUGAAACCGGAAAGCAGUUAUAAAUUCAGAGUGACACCCAAGAAUGAGCUUGGUUCAGGGCCAGCCAGUGAUCUAGUCAGUUUCAGUACAGAGUCGGCGGAUCCUCGUGUGAGUGAGAAACCCACGGGUAAAACUGCCAUCUGGUCAUCGUUUCCGUUCAAGGCAGACUCGUAUUCCGAGUGCAAUGGGAGGCAGUUCAUAAAGCGAACUUGGUACCGCAAAUUUGUGGGUAUCCAGUUAUGCAAUUCUCUUAGAUACAAGAUCUACCUGAGUGACUCUCUCACUGGGAUGUUCUACAAUAUAGGAGAUCAAACAGGCUAUGGGGAGGACCACUGUCAGUUUGUUGACUCGUACCUGGACGGACGAACCGGGGGUCCUCUUCCACCAGAACUGUUACCACCCAAACAAGGCUAUUUCCGGGCUAUGCGUCAAGAGCCUAUCAUGUUUGGGGAGAUUGGAGGAAAUUCCCUGAUCAACUAUGUGGCCUGGUAUGAGUGUGGGAUCCCCAUUCCUGGGAAGUGGUAGGACCUAGAGGUUCAGACGGAAUACACGACUGAUAUGAAACAUCAGUUCACAAGAGAAGCGGUGUAAUGCAAGAUUCUAUCCCCUUGCAGAAUUCUAUCCUUUUUGGACCCCAAGAGGUAGCUGUGUAAUGCCUGUUCAAAGUCGUAUAGAGAUUGUGAUGUUAUAAAUAAUCAAAAAAGCCUUUCUGUUUCUUUUUUGUAGCAGUGGAAGCUACAAAUAGAAAUAGUAGGUCUACAAAUAUGUAAACUUAAAGGGAUAGUUCACCCAAAAAUGAAAAUUCUCUCAUUGUUUACUCACCCUCAUGAUAUCCCAGGUGUGAAUUACUUUCUUUCUUCACCAGAACAUAUUUGAAGAAAAGUAUUUUAGCUCAGUAGGUCCUUAAAAUGCAACUGAAUGGAGAUUUCUCUUUUGAAGCUCCAAAAUUCACAUACAGUCAGCAUAAACUUCAUCAAUACAACUCCAGCAGAUAAAUUAAUGUCUUCUAAAGCGAUACGAUCAAAAUAACUUUGCUGUAAGUGUAUCAGAGCUUUAAACUUACAAACUGACCAAAUAACUUGUUUAGGUAUAUGCUAGGCCAGAAGGCUAAUCAAUUUGUGAGAUGCUAAGCAAGCAGGCUAAUCAGCUAGCGCUACUCUGAGCUACAGUAGUAGGUGUAUCGGCUGAUGACAUUAUAAGCUAGUAGGCCAACCAUUAACCAUUUCGGUUAUAUAAUAUGAUAUGUGAAAUCUUUUUUAGAAGACAUUCAUUUAUUAUAUUACAAUUUUGUGGGAUUUAUUAUCAGGCACCAUUAUAAGUUCUUUCAGCCAAUAGAAUCGCAUUGGGUUCAAGGGGGAUUGGAUUUUGGGGAGAUAGAAUCUUGCACAACACCUGACUUCUUACAUUAUCAAUGUGUAUACAGAUUAUGUAGACUGAAUAUGCAUCUAUGAUUAAGUAUGGUCUAUAUUUUCAGUUAUCAGUCACAUAUAAAAGGAUGUAUAUGCUCAAGCAGUGCAUUAAACAAAGAAAACAGAAUAUAUAAUAUUGCUAUUAAGUGCAAGAAGUUUGUUUUUUGAGAAUAUAGGUAAGCAGGCUCCCUCAACAGCUAAAGCAAUGCAUAUAUUAUUUAUCAAAAUGUUGGAAAUUAAACUAUGUUUACCAAAAUGAAACAGUUAACUGUUUGUUUGUACAUCAUGCUUUCUAAAACAAAAAUUAAACACCUGCCCAUCUGAAAAGAUGUUCUGGGUUCAGGAAGUUAAACUUUAUAGACAACAUCAGUGACAUACUCUUGCUUACAACAGACAAUAAUUUUGACUCAUCCCUUAGCUUGUGCAGUAAUGCACCUACAAUGGGAGUUUAAAAGCUAAAAUGUGCAUCUGAUAUUUUUUUUAUUAGUUUUGAGCAGUAAAGUUCGUUGUGGGCCUGUGAAAAUUGUUCUAAGCAAAUUGACUUCUGUUUUCCAUUACUGAUGUAAUUCCUGUCAACAGACACUUGCUGAUAUCCUUCUGCGUAGCACACUAUGUUUGCCAGCUGAAAAGUUUUGAAAGAUUGGAAAUAACUUGCACGGGAAAGAGUAGCAAUCGAUUCUACCAAUGUCUCAUGUUAACAAUGUUUCGAAAGUAUAGCCACACAGAAUUAUAACAUUUAUUCCGGUGCGAUGACCCUAGACUUCCAUUAUAAGUGCAUUUAUUCUACAAAAAUGUUUGCUUGUUUUCACAAACUGAGCAAUGGGUCAACUGCUACAGAUGGAGUUUAAAAUGUAUUGAAUCCAGAUAAUUUCUUUGAGCUGAAUGUCAAUGCAAGCUUGUGAAUUUUAAGACUAGGUAAUGUACUGUACAUUUCGCUUAAAGUCUUAACAUUUUCAUUGUGUAAGUGUACCUUGUUUCAAUGUCAGGAAUUAAACAUCACAAGGAUGUCUAUUAUGUGUUUUGUACAGAAGUUCAAUGACCCAUGAUUUCCAAGGAAGGCACCAAAUAAAACUUUUACAUAAAUGUGUGGUUUGGAAUGAAUCUGCGCUACCAAUAAAAGCAUCAGUUACAGCCUACCAGUUAUUUUUUUAUAAUUUGUUUCUGACCACCAAUAAUCUUGAGAUCCAGAAGAGCAUUCUAAUGUGAAAAAAAUCCAUUAAUAAAUAAAUAAA